Messenger RNA from Cavia porcellus (domestic guinea pig), 4676 nucleotides. It is a transcript of the gene Oxr1, whose product is annotated as oxidation resistance 1. The record is from RefSeq and is a predicted model, not a curated record. Bases 363 to 2969 code for a protein of 868 amino acids. Gene Ontology annotation, biological process: response to oxidative stress. Gene Ontology annotation, cellular component: nucleus. NCBI's taxonomy places the organism in Eukaryota, Metazoa, Chordata, Mammalia, Rodentia, Caviidae. The transcript has 18 exons.
GUGUGGCCCCGGGAGGGCGGGGCGCUUUCUUCCGGCGCCUGCUCCUCCCUCUCAUCCCCCGCCCCGCGCGAGCGCAGCGGCCGCGCAGCCGGGGACGCGGACGGGGACGCGCAGUCUGCACCGCGCCGCUCGGGCCUCGGACAUGCACGGCUUUCCUCCACCAGGCCCUUCCACUGUGCUGCUUUGCCUUGGAGCUGGCCACCCACCAACUGACCCACUGGACCUGUGAACCAAAGUAGACCCAUCCUAUCCUCUCAGACUGCAUUGUUCCAGCAGCAAAGCAAAAAUUGCCAGUGGUCCUGUGGCCUGGACCUGCGGCUCUCCUGAACUGAAGCCCAGAGGACUCCCCACAGGCUGCUGCCAUGUCUGUCUCCAAUCUGCCGUGGCUGAAGAAGAAGUCGCAGUCGGUGGACAUGACGGCGCCGGGGUUCGGGCCCUUGGCCGGGGCAGGGAAGGCAGCACCCCAGACUGGCAAGGCCACGGCGCCCAAGACCCCCACGAUCGAGGAGGAGCAGCACAACGUGGCCAACGCCCGGCAGCAGCCACCACGCAGGAGUGGGCUGCAGAGGUUCUACACCAUCGACACUGGCCAAAAGAAGAACUUAGACAAGAAAGAUGGGAGACGAAUGUCCUUCCAGAAGCCUAAAGGGACUAUUGAAUACACUGUCGAAUCAAGAGAUUCCUUGAAUAGCAUAGCCCUGAAAUUUGAUACAACACCCAAUGAACUUGUUCAGUUAAAUAAGUUAUUCUGCCGAUCAGUCGUGACUGGACAGGUUCUGUAUGUGCCUGACCCUGAGUAUGUCUCCAGUGCCGAGAGCUCUCCAUCUUUGAGCCCCGUAAGUCCUCUGUCACCAACGUCAUCUGAGGCUGAAUUUGAUAAGACUGCCAAUCCUGAUGCAGUUCAUCCAAAAGAAGCAACUCCUGCAUCUGCUAUCACUGGUAUUCGACCGGCACGAGUUGUAUCUUCAACAUCUGAAGAAGAAGAAGCAUUUACUGAGAAAUUUCUUAAGAUUAAUUGCAAAUACAUCACUAGUGGCAAGGGCACAGUCAGUGGUGUGCUGCUGGUAACACCAAACAAUAUCAUGUUCGACCCACAUAAAACCGACCCUUUGGUCCAGGAGAAUGGCUGUGAGGAAUAUGGCAUCAUGUGCCCCAUGGAGGAGGUGAUGUCUGCCGCAAUGUACAGAGACAUCCUGGACCGUGAAAUUAAGGAGUCUCUGCCCGCAGAAAUAGAUCUGUUAUCAGGAAAGGACUUCUGUCAUUCAAAGAAGAUAACAGGAGUGAAUACAGAGGAAGUAGACUGGAGAACGCGUGAUGCAGGGAACGACAGUGCCAGCACGGCUCCUCGGAGCACUGAGGAGUCGCUCUCUGAGGAAGUGUUCACAGAGUCAGAGCUCUCUCCCAUCCGAGAGGAGCGCAUGUCUUCAGAUAAGUCGUCUGAGGCGUCCUCAGAGUCUGUGCAAACUGUCAGUCACCCUGGGGUGGGAGGGUCGACAGCCCAGGCAGAGUCCAGCAGUCCUCCUGCUCACUUGAAAGUCAACACUGGACAUUCGACCAAAGGAACUGGGAUGGUGUCUCACGAAGCGGGUUUAAGUCAUGGUGAAAUGGCCACUCAGGACGGAGAUGAGGUGACAGAUAAGCUUCAGGAAGCGUCAGGCCCCAUGGACAAAAGCCCAGGUGUGAAAGGUCCUGCAGACCAGGAUCCUUGUUCUCAGAAGAGUGCCCUGCAGCAAGAUGGAGGUGGGAAAGAAAACGUGCCUUGUGGAGAAAUGAUGGAAUUUAAGCAAAAGCAAGCUAUUAACAAAGACCAGGAAGGAAAGGAGCAAAGGCAGGACUCAGAGGUUGAAGAGCUGCGCAAACUCUGGAAAACUCACACCAUGCAGCAAACUAAGCAGCACAGGGUAAACAUUCAGCAGGUAUCACAAAAAGACAUCAAGCAUAAAAUUGCAUCUGCUGAUGGACAUGUGGAAGGUUCUGCAUUUCUAAAGGAAAAGAGGAGACAUCGGCUGCAUAAGUUCUUAUGUCUCAGAGUUGGGAAACCAAUGAGGAAGACAUUUGUGUCUCAGGCAAGUGCUACAAUGCAGCAGUAUGCACAGAGAGACAAGAAGCAUGAGUACUGGUUUGCCGUGCCCCAGGAAAGGACAGACCACUUGUAUGCCUUCUUCAUUCAGUGGAGCCCAGAAAUCUAUGCAGAAGACACUGGUGAAUGCACCAGGGAACCUGGGUUCAUAGUAGUAAAAAAGAUCGAGGCGUCUGAAGCAAAUGAGGAUCCUACUAGUGAAGUGGCAGCCAGAGAAUGGGAGGUAGUGUCAGUGGCUGAGUAUCACCGCAGGAUCGAUGCUCUAAAUACUGAGGAGCUGCGCACUCUCUGCAGACGUCUCCAGAUCACCACCCGCGAAGACGUCAGUUCCAAGCAGGCUGCGCCCCUGAAAGCAGAGCUGGAGGCGGAGUCCUUCCGGCCUAACCUCAGUGACCCCAGUGAGCUUCUGCUGCCAGACCAGAUUGAGAAGCUCACCAAGCAUCUUCCACCAAGAACCAUUGGCUACCCAUGGACCCUGGUGUACGGGACAGGCAAGCACGGCACCAGCCUGAAGACCCUUUACCGGACCAUGACAGGCCUGGACACCCCGGUGCUGUUGGUGAUCAAAGAUAGUGAUGGCCAGGUCUUUGGUGCGCUAGCAUCAGAGCCAUUCAAAGUGAGUGACGGCUUCUAUGGGACCGGAGAGACCUUUGUGUUCACCUUCUGUCCGCAGUUUGAGGUCUUCAAAUGGACCGGAGAUAAUAUGUUUUUUAUCAAAGGAGACAUGGAUUCAUUAGCUUUCGGUGGAGGAGGAGGAGAAUUUGCUCUUUGGCUUGAUGGAGAUCUCUACCAUGGAAGAAGCCAUUCUUGUAAAACAUUUGGGAACCAUACACUUUCUAAAAAGGAAGAUUUCUUUAUCCAAGACAUCGAAAUCUGGGCUUUUGAAUAAAUACUGUGCUGUUUGUCUGAGCAAGAUAAUGGCCCAAACCUGACAUGGACAAGCAUUGUUGGAACGUUCAAGAAGCAAUACAACGUUACAUGUCACUUGUGCUUUAAAAUCAGUCUAUCACCAUUUAGUACAGCUGCACUUCUGGAGUUUAUUUUUCAAAUCACCUUCCUGUCCCAGAGUUCUUUAGGUUUAGACUGUCACCAGGUCCACAUAGUAUGACAGCUUUUUCGUCUGAAUUUUGACAGCAUUUUGAUCCUAGUGACCACUUUGUUUCACUUCACAUUUUCUCAGUCUUCUGUGGGAUGGUGCUCUUGUGUUGAUCUCAGCUUUUUAAAACUCCAUGGUUUGUUUUGUAGAGCAGUGUGAUGGGGGCAUCGAGGACAGGAUACCUUCCUGCAUGUGAGGCGGGACCUGCUCCCCUUAUGCUUGAGAAGCCACCUGCCAAAAGCACACGCACUUCAUAGAGCGCUGAGUUCUAGUCUGGAUUGACACUACCACAUUGUCUUUCUUGAUUUUGCAAGUCCUCUCAGUUUCAUUUUAAGGAAAUGGGAUUUGAGGAGAAUUCUGCUUGUGAGACUACAGUGUACAUGAUCUGCAGGUUUGGGCAUAUGCUUUCAUCACGGCUUCUCAGAUAAAGAGCUUAAAUUGACAAAGGAGAAUGAAACUUAAUGAUUCUAUUGGAUUUAAUAUAUUAAGCAAGAAAUUCUAGUAUUUACGUAUUUAUAGCUUAAUAGGGCAUUGUCAUAAACACAGACCACACGGAUGCAUCAGCUGCAUAUUUCUCAACAUACUGUGUCAGAUACACUGUUUUACAGUUCAGUUGUUUUAGACUUGUUGCACAUCAGCCCCAAAAUAUAGGCUUUUUUCUGUUCAGAAAGAAGUGUUUUUCUUUUUUUAGUGGUAUACGUUAUUUUCUUUAGUAUUUGCUCUUACAAAGAGCAGUGAUUGUAGUAGACAAUAUUGUAGCUCAGUAGACUUGGUGAAUAUGCAAACUUAACGUCAAGUGACCUCAAACAAGUGAAAAGGUAGAAUACACUAGUAGUUCUUAUCCUCUUUUGUAGGAAACCAGUAAUAAGCCAUUGUGGCAAUAAUUCAUCAGUUAAAUUUCAAAGCUUCAUGUUAUGCAAAAAAACACAAAAAACCCUGCUGUUAUUCAUGUGACAGUGACUUUGUGCUGAGACUUCAGCAAUUCCAGAUGAACGUUGUAUAUCUUGUAAAUUAAUGUUUAAAGUAGUUUCGUUCUUACAGAAAGUGUCGAUUGCCAGGUUACUUAUAGCACUUUAUUCUAAAAAUGAAAUUAUAAGCCAAAUAUACUGGCUCAUAUAGUUUUAGUUGAAAAAUACUUAAAUAUAUUUGGUUCUUUUGAGAGAUAAUUAUCUAAAGAAAGCAUAAUGCUAAUCCAAAGCAGACCUGGUGUUCUGUUACAAGACGCUAUUGCUGACUAUGAAUGGAAACACAGGGCUUCACUUCCUGGGCUCUGUAAGCCUCUCGUUAUGUUAGUAACAGUGUAUAGACUACGUGUUUACAACAUAGGGAAUUGUAAAUAAAUACACGAGGUUUUUUCCCUCCUUUGGUCUUCCACAGCAGUAUUAUUGUCUUUGUGGAGUUGACUAAUCAUAAAAUAAAAUUUUAAAAAUCCUGUAAUGGAUUUCAAUUACAGUAAGCUCAUAGUGAUGUGUACCAAAUAAAAUUAAGUACAUAGAUACA